This is a messenger RNA of Ceraceosorus bombacis, 1604 nucleotides long. Lineage: Eukaryota; Fungi; Basidiomycota; Exobasidiomycetes; Ceraceosorales; Ceraceosoraceae. The record is from the annotation of a GenBank genome assembly.
AUGCUUCCGGCACGCUUAUGGAGCACGCUUCUUGUGGGUGUCGUCGCUGCUCUCACGACGACGGCCCUGCCUGCGGAGAAGAGGGGCGUACUCUACCCUGAGGAGGCGGUGGCAAUUGAGCUACUCAUCAGACAGGCCGGCAAUCAAACGGCCGCGACCUCAUCAAGACUCACUACUACCGUGGCUUCAUCUUCGAGCACCAACAAUGUCUCUGGUACCAGCACAAGAAGUGCCUCCAGCACUAGCACGAAUAGCAACUCCAGCACCAGCACGAAAAGUACCUCCAGCACAAGCUCGCCCAACCCUUCGUCGAGUGGUGUGCUGCGCACUAGUGCACAGGCUUCAGGCGGUGGACUGCCUUCACCUCCUUCCGGCUCGAGGCUGACGCAGCACACCAUCAAUGGGAAGCCCGGGACGACUGCUACCGUGCCCAUUUUUGCCAACAAGAAUUAUAUCGGUAGCGGUUCCAACGGCGCGAGCAGCGCCUGGAUAGGCUUGCACGGUCGACUCAGGAAUGGGUGAGUUUGUGUUGAGUACCGAGCGUCUACACACGGACCGUCUGAUCUCUGACAGGUGGUCUACCACCGCACAGCAAUCAAUUAUUCUCCGACCUUUACAACGUCGUUGGCGACCAAGGCGUAGCUGUCGUUCCCAACUUUUAUGGCCCCGACGACGUUCGUACGGUGCAAAAUGCUCAAAAUCAGGGCAAGCCGAAUCCCAUCUGGUUGCAACCAGACAGAAAUGUCAUCUGGAACGACGACUGGCGUUACGGAUCAGAUGCCGUUGCUGGGGGUACGAGCCGGCCGCUCAAUGGCGAAUCUGUCUCGAGUCUCGAGAUUCUCGACUCUCUCAUCAAGAAUCUAUCGAACAAGAGCCGGUACCCCAACAUGGCUCGCAUCACCGUCGUUGGACAUUCUGCUGGCGCUGCGCUCGUCGACAUAUAUUCUCACUUUGGUCCAAAUGCCCCAUCCGGAAUCAAGAUCCGAUACGUGGAGGCGAAUACCCCAACCUCCUAUAUGGUGAGCAUGCUUCGGCUGGGACUCUCUGGUUGCGCAACCUUAUGGAAAUGUGGCUGACUUCAGUGCUACCUUCAGGUUGACUCGCGAAGACCCGUGGGGCCCAUCGACCUUGCGAAGUGUCCAAACUACAACAAUUGGCCCUACGGUCCGGGAGGAGCAAAGCCGCGCUACAUCAACAAUGCAAUGUCAAGCUGGUCCUUCCAACGCACCUGCAGCCGCGAUGUCGUCAGGCUGAGCGGCACUAAGGACACGUAUCAGGCGGACUCUGGAGGCGACCAAAGCUGCAUGUCCUGGGCUCAAGGUGGCCCCGACCGCACCAACCGCGGUCAAGCUGCUUGGGUCAUUGACAAUCUGAGAGCCAACACGAAACGAACUGACCUGCGCUACUACGCAUCGUACCAAAAUAUCACCACUUUCCAAGGCGGAGUUCCAGUGCAGGAGGUCCCUACAUUCAGGAAGACGUUUGCGCUGGUGUAUGGCGUGGCACACGUCGCCGGACAGAUGUUUGCGUCGGACUAUGGUCGCCAAGCACUUCUCAAGACAACACCCAUCAGCUACACUCAGACCGAGCCUGCACCUUAUUGA